AUGAAACCUUUUCCAACGACUUUGGCCUCUGUUGCCCUUGUUGGUGCUGGUGCUGCCGUUGCUGGAGGGAAGGGGACAGUGGGUUUAUGCCAGUCAAUGACCUAUGCUGAUGGCGGAAUCUACUGCCGUGAGACAAACGUCGGCAGCUGUAUAUCCGACCUCGGCGACUUUCCCGCCAAAAAGACCUGGAACCUAGAGAUCCUCUGGACCGACGACGGCAGCAUCCAUCUCAUAAAAGAAACCAACCAAAGAAGCGUCUACACCAAAUUCAAAGACAAGCUUUACAUCGACGCCUCCCCCUCAGCCGUCCGCCCCAUCUCCUUCACCCCGGACAACACCACACUCACCGGAGGCGAGACCUCGUGGGCCUGGUCGGGAGCCUACGGCCUCAUCCUGUGGUCGCCGACGGGGAAUCCCAGUGACGGCUUGGCCGAGGGUGGGCUCGUUACGGGCCAAGGAGUCGAGUGGUUAGAUGUCGCAGGGUAUCCCGGGCUCAAGCAGGCAUAUUGGAAUGUGACCAAAUUUGAGGAGUCGAGGAGGACGGGGGUGAAUAGGGGGGGCUCGUUUGCGAUGUGUUAUGGAGAUUAUCAGUCGGUUAUUGUGGAAGGGGAUAGGCCAUAG
Molecule: messenger RNA, 621 nt
Organism: Scedosporium apiospermum
Lineage: Eukaryota; Fungi; Ascomycota; Sordariomycetes; Microascales; Microascaceae
Exons: 3
Coding region: 1-621 (206 amino acids)
Source: RefSeq, a predicted model, not a curated record